Molecule: messenger RNA, 3272 nt
Organism: Phyllopteryx taeniolatus (common seadragon)
Lineage: Eukaryota; Metazoa; Chordata; Actinopteri; Syngnathiformes; Syngnathidae
Gene: arhgap27l
Product: Rho GTPase activating protein 27, like
Exons: 20
Coding region: 243-2924 (893 amino acids)
Biological process (GO): signal transduction; regulation of GTPase activity
Cellular component (GO): cytoplasm
Molecular function (GO): protein binding
Source: RefSeq, a predicted model, not a curated record
UCGGAGGUGGGCGGGGCCAAAGAGGAACCUGUUCCACAUGCGCGCGCGCGCACACACACACACACACACACACACACAGGGAAAGUACAUACACACAAGUACACGACGAGUACGCAGCAGGAUUCCUCUUUCGCUUCUCCUUGGACUUAAGAGAGCGGAUGGUCGCCCUUGACCUUUCACCCGUCCGUCACCUGCGGAGCGGCCACCUGUCUGUCGGCUGAGGGGCGGAGUCUGUUAUCACCAUGGCAACCCCAUCCGCCUCGCUGGGUAGAGGUGUGGGUCUGGUGCUGGUGGAGUUCCAGUACGAGUACGAGGGCCGCGACGGCUCCGUGAUCUCCAUCAAGCCCAACGAGCGCUACGUCCUGCUGGCGAAGACCAACGCCCACUGGUGGCAGGUGCGGCGGGACCACGCCUCCAAACCGUUCUACAUCCCGGCCAAGUACGUCAAGGAGCUCCCGCCCGACGUGCCGUCCCCCCUGGACUUUGCCCACCCGCCCGCUACUGAGGCGGCGCCCGCGCCGGCAGCGGCCCCGGUGCCCGUGCCCGUGCCCGUCCCCGUUACCGCAGCUCCGGAGGAGCCCGGCGGGACCCGAAGCAAACCUAGCGACGAAGUAACCAUCCGGCUCAAACCGGACGCAUCCGGCGUCUACCGGAAGAUGGAGAACCGCAUGUCUACGUUCGGCGUCCCGCUGGACUUCGCGGACUCGCCGCCGCCCCUCGCCACGGCGCCGCACCGCUCCGACACCCCUUCGGGUUCCGACGCCACCGACAAGUCCGACGGCGUUUCGGGGAAAAACCUUCCCGAAAGCAAAGAGAAGUCGGGAAAAGCCCGCGCGCCCGGUUUCGGCCCGGCCGACCUGUCCGGCGCCCGACCCCACGUGCUCCCCAUCCCCGUGGACACGCCCACCGUACCCGAGGUGCACUUCCACAAGGACUCUGAGGGCGUGCCCUCGCAGGAAGAUCGAGAGGAAGCGGUGGACGCGCAGGAAGCAAUAGAAGAAGAAGUCGAGGAAGCCAUCGAGGCCACCGAGGACAGCGAGCGGGACGGCGACGGCGAGGAGGACAGCGAGGAACCGAAGGAGCACGAGUCCAACCACAUCUACGAGUCCAUCCAGGACCUCCAACUGGACCCCCUGAUUGGACAGCUGAGCCCGCCUCCGACCCCCAAACAGGCCUGUGACCCCGCCCCCAACCUGCCGCAGCUGCCCGACCCCGCCCUCUCUGCCGUAGGCCACGCGCCCUCCUCUUCGAGCACCUCCUCUGAAAUAAUAAGCCCCUCCCCCCUGAGCCCGCAGCACGGAAGACAGGACGCUUCUGAGCUUUGGGAGCAGCUGAUGGACCCGGAUUCUGGAAGGCUCUACUAUUACAACCGGCUCUCUGGCGCCACGUCCUGGAACGCGCCGACCCCGCGCGCCGCAGCCGAUGAGGCCGGCGGGCCCGACGACGGCCCGCCACCACUGCCAGAAGAAGAUUAUCCUGUCGACGCACACGACAACGACACCGUCUUCACAACGCACGCUCGGCAACUCGCGAUUCCCAGAGCGCACCCGGAGCCGCGAGACGGUGUCCGGACGGCGAACGGGCUGCCGGAUCAGCGGUCGGCGUGGCGACACAGCGCGGCCGAGGACACGUUUGCGUCGCAACAUUGGAGGAACGUCAGCGACGUCGCGCACUACGAGAGAGACUCACCCGACAGUACGCAGCUCUGUGAUAGGUUGAGACUGAGGAGGAAUCUGUCCAAUCGCAGCACAGACUCCCAGCAGGGACACCUGCUGGAGAAGGCGGGAAUCGUCAACAAGACCAAAGUCGUCGAUAACGGCAAGAAGAUCCGGAAGAACUGGAGUCAAUCGUGGACCGUCUUGCACGGCGGCAUCCUCACCUUCCACAGGGACCCCAAGUCUGCUCCCAGCAGCAACAUGGCCUCGCAGAUCGUUCCGGAAUACACGGUGGAGCUGAGAGGAGCUUCGGUGUCCUGGGCGCUGAAGGACAAGUCGUCCAAGAAGAACGUGCUGGAGGUGUGCGUUUGUGCGUGCGCGCAGUUGAGGACUCGUCAAGGUUGCGAGUACCUGAUGCAGUACGACACGGAGAGCAUCAUCGCCGAUUGGCUGAAAGUCAUACAAGACACCGUCCGACAGCUGGAGCAGGAACACGCGUCGGACGACGAUGACGACGCCUCCUCGGACAAAGAGGACAAAGACAGGAAGCGGGCGUCCAACAGAAGUUUGUCGGGCGCCGACACGGAGCGGACGAGAGUUCGCACCAAACUCCGACGCUUCCUCCAGAGGAGGCCCACGCUGCAGAGCGUCAAGGAGAAAGGUUACAUACGAGACAACAUGUUUGGCUGCCAUCUGGACACGCUGUGUCACAGGGAAAACACCACCGUUCCCAAAUUCGUAGACAAGUGCGUCCGAGCAGUGGAGAGGAGAGGUCUGGACGUGGACGGGAUCUACCGUGUGAACGGCAACUUGGCCGUCAUCCAGAAGCUGCGCCACAAAGCCGAUCACGAGGAGCAUCUGGAGCUGGAGGACGGCCAGUGGGAGGACAUCCACGUGCUGACCGGAGCCCUCAAGCUGUUCCUCAGGGAGCUCCCCGAGCCGCUCUUUCCCUUCAGCUUCUUCGACAAGUUCAUCGCCGCCGUCCAAGUUCCCGACUACAGCCUGCGCGUGUCCUACAUGAAGGACCUGGUGCGCUCGCUGCCGCUUCCCAACUAUGACACCAUGGAGCUGCUCUUCAAACACCUACGCAGGGUGGUGGAGCACAAAGACGGCAACCGGAUGUCGGUCCAGAGCGUGGCCAUCGUCUUCGGGCCCACGCUGCUGCGCCCGCAGACCAAGUCGGCCGACGUGGCGGUCCACAUGGUCUUCCAGAGCCAGAUCGUGGAGCUCGUGCUCAACGAGUUCCACGCCGUCUUCGUGCAGAGGUAGCGCAGGACCGCGCGCGCGACCUCGCCGAACCGAGAUUCGACACGAGAGGCCGUCGAGCUCCGGAUCCUUCCGGAAGAGGAGGAGACCCCCUUGGAGGAGGGCCCGCCCAUGUCCCGGAAAGAAGAAAAGGAAGACUUGCGAUGGGAUAGGAAAGAUCAAUAAGAUCAAUGGCAAUGAAUUGAUCCACAUUUUAUUGUGAAAUGUUCACGACUUCCUGUGCUCGAUUGUGGUUACGCUUUCAAAGAUAAUGGCAAAAAGAAGAAAUAUCCCAAACAUUUCUACCGGCUGCGACGUCGAACUUGUCAAAAAGAAUGUACGAUGAUAAUGUUUAAAAGGGUUCACUGUCAA